This is a messenger RNA of Varroa destructor (honeybee mite), 1920 nucleotides long. Its product is annotated as sarcolemmal membrane-associated protein-like. The record is from RefSeq and is a predicted model, not a curated record. Lineage: Eukaryota; Metazoa; Arthropoda; Arachnida; Mesostigmata; Varroidae.
AUGGCGCGAGAUAGUCUGGACAUGUCUGGCUCAGAUUCGGAGUCGGAGUCUCUUUUGGACAGCAUUCCUGAUGGUUCUGUCCGGUUGUCCUCGGCGUUCAAUGGACCUACCGCGCAUCUAAUGUGGCGACCAAACUCGCACAAAUUCGAUGAUCGUAUCGUACCUCUCAGCGAACCAGCUAAGGUGGGUCGUUCGGUAGCGAAAUUCAAGCCGGCCGCGCACAAUGCAAUCUUCGACUGUAAAGUGCUUUCGCGAAACCAUGCGUUACUCUGGUAUGAGGAUGGCCGGUUCCUCAUUCAGGACACACAGAGUUCGAAUGGCACGUUUGUCAACAACGAUCGUUUGUCAAAGGGGGCCGAGGAGUCGUCCCCACGCGAGAUCUUCUCGGGUGAUAUUCUGCAAUUUGGUGUCGACGUAAUUGAGAACUCAAAGAAGGUGACGCAUGGCUGUGUAAUUGCAUUGGCACGCCUUUUUCAUCCUGAUGGAUCAGAAGCAAGACCUUUGCCGAAUGCUACAAGCGAUGCGUUCAGCUCGUUAACGUGCGGCCAACGCCAGAGUCUUGUACAAGUGGUAAUGGACGCCAUUCAGCGAGAGGCUGCUCUUCGCGAUAAGGUUCAGUCAUUGCAACUCGUAAUCGAGCAGUUAAUGCGUGCUGCCGAACAAUCCUGGGAGGCGAUGAUCGAUGAGGAACGUCUCCUUAACAAAAUCGAAUCUCUGGAAACGAAGCUAGCAGCAAUUGGCGAAAACAACCAGACCGUCGAAAUCAACAAGCUGGUUCAAGCUAAGGAGACGUAUGAGGGCGUAGCAAAGGACUCCCUCAGUUCAAUUCUCCAGGAGAAGCUUAUGACAUUGCGAAAGUGUGACGAGUUGCAAUACUUGCAGAAGAUCACAAAUGAGGAGUUGACUCAGCUGCAGACAUCUAAUGAGGCACUUAAAGGACAGCUAGCAGAGAUGGCCGAUAAAUGUGACGCAAUGAAACAGCAAAGCGAGUCUCUGCUCGAAACUCACGUACGUGAGAAAAAGGAACUUGAGUCAAAGAUCGCGCAACAUCACGAAGAGCUAAUGAAACUGACGGACAAUAUCGCUGUGUUACAAGCCGAGCUAGCGGCACAGAAACAGGCUAAUAAGCCCAAAGUUGAGUCACCUGUGAGUGAGAAAGGUCUUACGAUCGAAGAUGCAGCAAGCGAGGCUGAAGACAAAAUUUCUCUCGACUCGUUUCAGGGUGAGACAAAAAACAGUAAAGAGAUUGUACGGCUGGAAGAGACCUUGCAACAACUUAAAGCAAAACUAGCGAAGGUCGAAACGGAAAAAGCAGACCUACAGACUGAGCUCGGUGAUCAGAAGAACCUCAUCGAAGCGACCCGGGCUGAUCUAGGAUGUAAAAUCGAGUUGCAAGUCCAACUAGACAUGUUUAAGCGGGAGAACGCGCAACUCGAGCUGGAAGUAGCCAAAUACAAAGAGCAAACAAAACAACUGGAUGCCCUCGCAAAGGAAAACGCAGAACUGAAGAAACAGCAGGAACAAAUAUGGGACCUUCGUACUGCGGGCCACCAGGAACCUCCCGGUUUACAAAAGCCAAAACCAAAAAUGACUAACGUGGAUGUACAGGUUUCAGCAGCAUCGACUACCUUCGCCCCGCCUUCUGUAGCGCCGCCUGGCGCCGUCGACACAGAAUUAGCCAAGGAGUUGCGCAACCUUCAAAUUAAACUUAGUACACUGAAGCAAAGCUACGCUCGUUGCCUCGAAGAGAAGGUAGAGAUGCGUAAAGAGUUCGAUGAAAUGGCGAAAGAAUAUGGCGGUGUGGCACGCCAACUGAAUACGGUUUGCCGAAGCGCCGUUGUCCCACUAGUCAUCCUCUGUGUUGCUGUGGUCGCGGUGACGCAGCCGUUCUACAGUAUAUUCGGUUCCUCGAAGUCAUAG